UUAAUCAGUCGAUUUCGUUGAAUUUGCCGGUAUAAUGAUAUGUUAAAUGUAUUUUUUCGAAUCACUAAUAAAUAAAAAAAACCUUGAAAUUAUAUCUUAGUUAAUGUAGUGCGCGGACAUAAGUUGCAUUAGAUUUUAUAAAUAAAACUGCCAAAUUUAAAAAUCAAUAAAAGCAAAAUACUCUAUUUAGAUUCAAUACAGUUAUAAAUAGAUCGAAAAAUAUGCCCAACGCCGAAUUACGUAAACGAAAGGUACGUACUCUAUAAUUAUUUACAAGGUUUUUUUUGUAUACGUGGGACAAAUUCAACAGCGCCCUUUAUUUACGUUUUUAUAUAUUUAAAUUUUAUAUAAUUUAUGUUUUUAAUAUAUUUUGAAGAAAUUAAUUGAUGUACGAAAUACUAAUAGCACAGCACAAUAAUGAUAAACCCAAUAAAGGGCCAUCAAAGAAAAAGAAGGAAAAAGGAGUUAUUUCCAUACACACCUCACUAUUGUGUUUAAUAUUAAGUGGAACCAUUUUUACGACUUUUAUAAUUUUAUAUACGGAUCAAAUACCAUGGAUGAUGGCACAUAGGGCAGUUGAUAGUUUUGCUAAGAAUAUUUUAGGAAGUCAUAAACCCGUUUAUGCAGUUGUAAUGGAUGCAGGUAGUACGGGUUCUAGGGUGCUCGCAUAUUCUUUCCACGAAUCAUAUUUUGGGAACCAAUUGAUAUUAGAUAAAGAAUUAUUUGAGUAUACCAAACCCGGUCUUUCAUCCUUUGCCAAAGAACCAAAAAAGGGAGCAGCGACAAUAGUGAAACUUUUAGAACAAGCUAAAAUAGAAAUACCCCAAGAGUAUUGGCCGAAGACGCCUUUAAUUUUAAAAGCGACAGCCGGUCUUAGGAUGUUGCCAGUUGCGCAAGCCGAAAUGUUACUGGAAUCGGUUAAGGAAGUCUUUAGAGCGGCACCAUUUUUAACAAAUGAAAAUUCUGUCGAAAUUAUGGAUGGUACCGAUGAAGGAGUAUUCUCGUGGUUUACAGUCAACUUUUUAUUAGAUAGAUUGAAUGGAGAUUCAGCUCGAACUGUCGCCGCUCUCGAUUUGGGCGGUGGCUCUACUCAAGUUACUUUUGCAGCAAUGACACCAGCUAGUUUACAAGAAAAAGAUUUAAUCCAAAAGGUAGCGUCUCCAAAGGGCCCUAUGCCUGUAUACACAAACAGUUUCUCAGGUUUAGGUCUCAUGGCAGCCAGACACGCUAUGUUCACCGUCAACCAGCCAAAUUCGGUGAAUGUUACUAGCGAAUGCGUUAAUCCUAUAAUUAAAAAUAGAAAGUUCGUCUAUCACGGAACCGAGUAUUUCGUUUCUGGUCCCCAGGAGAAUUAUGCGACAUCAAAAGUGAGGGGUACCGAUACAAUAAUAGGGGAAACUGUUCCUAUUGUUAAUUUUGAUAAGUGUACGAAACUGAUAACGAAUUAUGUGAAAAGUAAGGCGAACCCUCCACAAGAAUUACCUAUGAAAACAAUAUUUGCAUUUAGUUACUAUUUUGACAGAGCCACAGAGGUUGGACUGAUAGACGAAGCAACCGGAGGAAAUAUAUUACUUAAAGAAUUCAAAGAGGCAGCUGAAAAAGUCUGUCAUGAAGCUAAUGCGGAACAACCUUUCAUGUGUUUGGAUCUGACAUUCAUUUGGAUAUUGCUAGAACAAGGAUGCGGCUUAAAACUGGACACUAGAAUAUUCCUCCACAAAAAAAUAAACGGCCACGAGAUCUCAUGGGCGUUGGGUGCAGCGUAUGAUGUACUCAGAGGCAAACAAACUGUUUAAAAAGUGAUUAUUAUUAUAAUAGUAAUGAAAUUCGAAUGCAUCAUUGUGUAAAUUAGUAUCAAUUUUUUUUAUUUAUAAAUAAUUUAGUGUAAGGUCAACAGGUUCGGUUUUUUUCUAUAUUUUAAUAAUGUAAUGAUAAUGUAGGACGUUUUUGAUAAACGUACGUAAACGUAGAAAAUUUUUUUCUUGGAAAUGAAAAAUGGUACCCGCAAAUAUGAUGUUCUGAUGUCAAUAUCCUUUGGAUGUGUUUCGUUCCGUUGUAACAAAUUAUCAACAAAAAAAUUAAUUCACAAAUUAGUUAUGCCAAAUUGGUCAGCUUUUUUCUCGUCAUCCCAAAUUAAAUUUGUUCAAUUUGAGAUAAAUAACUUGGUUCUUACAAUAUUAUUUAGAUUUUUGGCAUUAUUUUAUUUAUUUCCAUCAACAAUCAGAAUUACAAUAUUCUAUAAGCUAAUCUGAUAGCUUCACAGUAGCUACCCUUCAUUGGCAUGAUGGGUUCUCCCUUACUUCCACUUGUUUCUAGCUAAUUAUUGUCGAUGGUAGUCAUCUAUACUUAUAUUAAGUCAUCUACCACUCCAUGAAGUCAUCUAUCCUUCUAUUAAAUCAUCAACACUUCCAUAAGUUAUCUACCCUUCUAUCAAGUUAUCGAUCCUUCUAUUAAGUCAUCUACCAUUCCAAUAAGUCAUCGACCAUUCUGUUAAGUCAUCUACCCUUCUAUCAAGUUAUCGAUCCUUCUAUUAAGUCAUCUACCAUUCCAAUAAGUCAUCGACCCUUCUAUCAAGUUAUCGAUCCUUCUAUUAAGUCAUCUACCAUUCCAAUAAGUCAUCGACCAUUCAGUUAAGUCAUCUACCCUUAUAUUGAAUUAUCUACUCUUCCAUUAACUUAUCUACCAUUCUGUUAAGUCAUCUACCCUUCUAUCAAGUUAUCGAUCCUUCUACUAAGUCAUCUACCAUUCCAUUAAGUCAUCGACCAUUCAGUUAAGUCAUUGGUCCUCUAAUAAGUCAUCUACCAUUCCGUUAAGUCAUCUACCCUUCUAUUAAAUUAUCUACUCUUCCAUUAACUUAUCUACCAUUCUGUUAAGUCAUCUACCCUUCUAUUAAGUUAUCGAUCCUUCUAUUAAGUCAUCUACCAUUCCAAUAAGUCAUCUACCCUUCUAUCAAGUUAUCGAUCCUUCUAUUAAGUCAUCUACCAUUCCAUUGUCAUCGACCAUUUAGUUAAGUCAUCUACUCUUCUAUUGAAUUAUCUACCCUUCCAUUAAGUCAUCUACCAUUCCGUUAAGUCAUCUACCUAUAAUUCUACGUAUGAUUCAAGUUGUGUAUGUAACAGGACUUUGGAGUGAUUUUUAUUCUAUUUUUUUUUGGAUUUUGAGAUCCCAACAUCUUUAUACAGUUUUUAGCUCGAUAUAUACGAGGGUGUGUUGGUGGGUAAUUGUAGAAUUUUCCACAAUCUAUCAUAAAUUUGUUGGCACAUUUUUUUAUUUGUCAUAUUUUUUCCUUUUUGAUUUGAAUAAUUUCGAAAAUUGAUACUAAUGGAAUUACAUGAAAAUUGUGCCUUAUAUAUAUAACGAAUAAAUGACACAUAGACGUAACCGUUUGAAGGGUUAGGUGCUUUUAGAUUUUGUCUAUGAUCUUUUUAUUCACAGUACUAUACAAUUUUUUUGUUUGAUUUAAUGAUGCGUGUAUUGUUACGUCUUUGUGACAAAUUAAAAUACUUAUUGUUACUUUCUGGUUAGGUUAUUUUAUUGGCUGUGCAACAAUUCCACUUAAGUAUAAAUGUACGUCAAUAAAACAGGUUUUUCAAA
Messenger RNA from Diorhabda carinulata, 3591 nucleotides. RefSeq names its product ectonucleoside triphosphate diphosphohydrolase 5. Lineage: Eukaryota; Metazoa; Arthropoda; Insecta; Coleoptera; Chrysomelidae. The transcript has 10 exons. Gene Ontology annotation, biological process: nucleoside diphosphate catabolic process. Gene Ontology annotation, cellular component: membrane. The record is from RefSeq and is a predicted model, not a curated record. Bases 387 to 1793 code for a protein of 468 amino acids. Gene Ontology annotation, molecular function: UDP phosphatase activity; GDP phosphatase activity.